Molecule: messenger RNA, 979 nt
Organism: Uranotaenia lowii
Lineage: Eukaryota; Metazoa; Arthropoda; Insecta; Diptera; Culicidae
Product: collagenase-like
Exons: 3
Coding region: 1-792 (263 amino acids)
Biological process (GO): proteolysis
Molecular function (GO): serine-type endopeptidase activity
Source: RefSeq, a predicted model, not a curated record
AUGAAUUCCUUUUUAAUUUUGUUAGCUGCCUUGGUUACCGAGAAGGUCGGCAGCUCAGAUACCUCUUCAGAGACCUGUGCAUUCUUAAAAGUCUUCGAUGGUAACGACAAGGAAUCCCGUAUCGUCAACGGAAACCCAGCUGCACUCGGUCAAUUUCCGUACUUCGCGGCUGUCACUAUCAACGCCUAUUUUUGUGGAGGAUCGAUUAUCCACCCACGGUGGAUUUUGACAGCGGCUCACUGUGCUGUUCUAGGCAAUGAGUUUUAUGUACGAGUUGGGGCAGUCACUCUUUCGUCAGGGACCACCUAUUAUUCCAACGUAAAAUAUGUACAUCAGGAAUUCAACUAUCAAACUCUUGCUAAUGAUAUCGCUCUGCUAUAUCUUAGCAGUGACCUUGUUUUCACAGAUUACGUUAAAGCCGUCGGAUUACCAAGCAUUGAAGAAUCGAACCAGUUCGAAGACUACCAGGCGUACGUUGUGGGACAUGGGAAACAAUUUGAUACCACUAGCCUGUCUAAGGAUUUGAUGUACGCCAGUGCAUCGGUGAUUUCUAGUGAUGAUUGCGCCUUAUAUUUUGGGGACUAUAUCACCUCCUCCACUUUAUGUGCUGUUGGAUUAUCGGGAGAGAAUACCUGCACGGGAGACUCAGGUGGUCCAGUUGUUUCCGAUAAUAAACUGAUCGGAGUCAUCUCAUUCGUUGCUGCAGGAGGUUGUGAGGCACACUAUCCAUUCGGGAACACUCGUGUUACGAGCCACCGUCAAUGGAUUUCAAAUGUUACUGGAGUGGUUUGAAUACAUGAAGAAAAUAAACUAAGUUAACGGGUUAAGCUAGGGUUACCAUAUCCUGCGACUCAAAAAGAGUACAUUUAAAUUAAGGUUGCCAGAAUUUUUCAGAACGUAUUUUCUUCAAAACCAAACCGUGCAUUUCAUUUCUAAGUUGACCACAAUAAAUCCGGGCAGUAUCCGGGCAAAUUUAGUA